This is a messenger RNA of Polychytrium aggregatum, 1247 nucleotides long. RefSeq lists its product as uncharacterized. The transcript has a single exon. The coding region runs from base 474 to 1247 and encodes 257 amino acids. Gene Ontology annotation, molecular function: GTP binding. NCBI's taxonomy places the organism in Eukaryota, Fungi, Chytridiomycota, Chytridiomycetes, Polychytriales. The record is from RefSeq and is a predicted model, not a curated record.
GCAUGCAUUUCUUUUUUUGGAGCACCUGGGCUGAAUAUAGACAGGGCCUCACCAAUCGCACCGAGGAGCUGACCGUGGGCCUUUCCUGGCUCACAUCAUGACUGAACUACCAUUGACGAUGCGCUUGCUAGCUUCCUGGCUGGGGCAAUCCUCCCUCGCAUUGUCCCGUCUUGAUACCCUCGCCACCUUCGUAAACUUUGCCAUUCCUUGAUAAAUACCCAUCCCCUCCCGAGCUUGUAUCAGGUCUGGCAGCGGCAUUACCGAGCCGACAUCGCAUCGAACAACCAGCUGUGUGGCUGAAUCUCUCCGCCCUCUUCGCAUUGUCAAGCCAACACCGCUUACUCCAAAGUACUCAACUCUCCCGCCCCAAGUCACCUCCUUGACCGGAGUGAUAUCGUACCCUUGAUCUCCUUGGACUUCCUGGCUCACCUCCGUUACCACUCCGCAUCCUCAACUUGGAUUCCUCAGACUUCAUGAGUCAAAGAAAGAAAGACAUCCCCAUCCAGCCCAAGAGAGCCAUUGUUGCUUUCGGUAAUCCCGGAACGGGAAAGUCAGCAGUCCUCAAUUCGAUGGUUGGCAAAACCGUGUUUCAGUCUGGGGUUGCAUACAACGGUACCAGUCUAACUCAGCAUCGCCAGAUUCAUCAACAUGGCGAUGUCUUGGUUAUCGAUACUCCCGGACUCCAAGAGGCUGGAGAGAAUAAAUACAAGAAGAAUCUCGAUGAAUUUUCGGCGGCAAUCUCGACGGGACUUCCAACGAGACUGAUAGGGUUUGUCAACACAAUCUCCGGACGGGUUGUAGAGUCAGAUUUAGCUGCCGUCUUGACGGUGUUUUCCGCUGUCAAGAAGAAAUUCCCAAAGCGAGCAAACGAGGAUUGGAUCAUCAUAAAUCGAGUCCCCGCUGGCAAGGAUCAUGUCCUGGAAAAGGUUAUUAAUAUCGUCAUGCAAGCCUGUUUCAAUCAAAAUCUUGGAGUUUAUAUUGGAUUCAUAAACCACUCGGCGCAUGGAUACGAUCAAGACAAUGUCCUCUUUGAACUCAACGAAAAUCAAAAGAAACUUAUGGAUUUCGAAGAAAAAUUGGAGCUUGUCAUUCCUAAGGGAGUAAAUCUGCAAUUCGACGAAGGUGUUUAUAAGAAGAUUUUGUUAUUGGUUGCUUGUCUUGUUGUUGCUGUGGUGUUACUUCCUGAGAUAGGUGCAUUUGCAGCCACAGCAGGAAUGAUCUCUGUUUUGAAUUUAUCAUCCGGUUAA